This is a messenger RNA of Mucor mucedo, 882 nucleotides long. RefSeq lists its product as uncharacterized. The coding region runs from base 1 to 882 and encodes 293 amino acids. NCBI's taxonomy places the organism in Eukaryota, Fungi, Mucoromycota, Mucoromycetes, Mucorales, Mucoraceae. The transcript has 5 exons. The record is from RefSeq and is a predicted model, not a curated record.
AUGAAGUCUGUAAGAGUGUCCCAUUAUCUCUAUACAGCUUCACUGUUCUUGUUAAUAUUUCUUACCGCCGUGUGUGUGGCUAUUUCAGCUGCCGAUGUCAUCAUUCAAGCAUUGACCGAUAAAACCAACACUGGGAAAUUUGACUUUCGUAACUUGGUUGUUGUCGGUGGUAGUUAUGUUAUCUUGGCGCUGGCUGCAUUACUCUUCUCAUGUAGUCGCAUGUUGACUGUUCGCCAUUCGUUGCAAGACAUUCCCAAACUAUAUAUUCCUAUCAAAAAAGAAGAUUUACCUAAGAAAGUCUUUUUUAAGAUUCGGGAAGGUUUUGAACAAGCGAAACAAACAUUGAAAAUGGCAGAACCUAGGCCAGAAGACAUUCAGGCUGUGGGCUGGGCAAAGCCAGGCACUCCUUUAUUUGAAGGACUCGAUUUCAAACAAGCGAUUGCUCGAACACCUGCUAUUGUUGAAAAUGUGGCUAUGAGUAUUAAUGUGGAAUAUGCCCGUCCAUUGUAUGUUCCCGUACGUCAAUAUAUGGAAUUUUUAAUACAACAGGGAUUAAUUGAUAAACAAUUGGGUUCGUUUUAUUUAGAAGGUUAUGAAACUGCCAGAUUCAGUAACGAGCCCUUAAGCCAACUUCAAUACAUGGAUAUCAUGAAGCAUCUAGCCGCCAUCUUAAAGCAUAUGGGCUACAAUCUCAAAAAUCCUAAUCAUCAGACACACUUGUCCGCUUCCGAAAGUAUCACUAGUCCGGGUCACAGGAGUCACAACCAUUCCUCUGUAAGACCUUCUUCUUCCUCUCGGAACAUCAAACACCGACUCUCUUCAGGUCACCCGAUAGAGCCUGAUACCCUUUCAACUCACACGUGGAAUUCACGUUCCACAUAG